Messenger RNA from Exserohilum turcica Et28A, 1962 nucleotides. RefSeq lists its product as uncharacterized. Bases 1 to 1962 code for a protein of 653 amino acids. The transcript is spliced from 5 exons. The record is from RefSeq and is a predicted model, not a curated record. Gene Ontology annotation, molecular function: ATP hydrolysis activity; protein binding. Lineage: Eukaryota; Fungi; Ascomycota; Dothideomycetes; Pleosporales; Pleosporaceae.
AUGGAUCCACUCAGCGUUACAGCCAGCAUCAUCGCAGUUCUCCAGCUCUCGGGCAAGGUCCUCGAAUACCUAAACGACGUGAAGGAUGCUUCGAAAGAUCGCACGCAGUGUGCACUUGAAUUGUUGAACCUUUGCAGCCUGCUUUACAAACUCCGCGAUCAUAUUGAAACAGGAGCUCGUAGCCAGCCAUGGUGUACCGCCGUCGAAGCACUGGCAGUCCGAGAGGGACCACUUGACCAGUUCAAGCAGGCACUCGAAGCGCUGCAGACCAAGAUUAUAGACGGAGGCCCAUUGAAGAAAGUAGGCGAAGCGCUGGUGUGGAAGUUCAAGAAAGAGGAGAUUGCUGGCAUAUUGGAUCGAAUAGAACGUUUGAAGUCGCUCGUAGAGAUCGCGUUGCAGAUGGACCACUUCAAACUCUCGCAAUCCAUUAAAGAAGAUACCCACUUCGUUCGGACGCACGUACCUAUUAUUCAGUCGGGUGUAGAAGAGAUCAGGCAAGAUCAAGACGCCGCGAAGCACCGCAGGAUUCUGGAAUGGAUCUCUCCCUCAGACUACCCCGCACAACAAUCCGACAUUAUAGAUCGCAGACAGGAGGGAACAGGCCAAUGGUUUCUAGAUGCGCCUCAGGUGGCCACGUGGCUCAGUGAACACCAUGCAACACUCUUCUGCCCAGGUAUCCCGGGAGCUGGCAAGACCAUGGUAGCCGCCAUCGCGAUCGACCAUCUGUUGAAAUCAGUGCAGAGCAGCUCACAUGGAGUUGCCUACGUGUACUGCAACUAUAAGGCUCAGGAGGAGCAGGAUACUUCGAGGAUGUUGGCAGCUAUCCUUAAGCAACUGGUGCAGGCUCGACUGUCACUAGUGGAUCCUGUGGAACGGUUGCACAAACAGCAUGCUGACAGAGGGACCAGGCCAUCGCCUGAUGGGGUCUUCAGCGCACUCCGAGAUGUACUUGCACAUUACUCUACUGUCUAUAUUGUGGUCGAUGCUCUGGAUGAAUGUCUGGAUAGCGACGGCACUCGGCGCCAGUUUCUAGCCAAACUCCGCGAUCUUCAGGCAGGACGUGACAUUCGCCUAAUGGCCACCUCGCGUUUAAUUCCAGAGAUUGUGGACUGGUUCAACGAAGGGCUAAAGCUGGAGGUGCAGGCUAGUGAAGAGGAUGUGAAGCGAUUCGUGGCUGGCCAGAUAUGUCGACUGCCGAGGUGUAUUCAACGUGACCCUGCGCUACAGGAGGUUGCCCAGAAAAAGAUCGUAGAGGCGGUAGAUGGCAUGUUUCUUCUUGCUCGCCUCCACACUGAUUCGCUGCUAGACAAGAGAACUGCGAAGGACGUGAAGUCAACACUGGCUAAGCUCUCCAAAGGCUCGGCCGCACUCGAUGACGCAUACAAGGAGGCGAUCCAUCGCAUAGAGGAGAUCUGCUCUGCUCUGGCAGUAGAGUUGAAUGAGGUGGAGCUCGAUCCCGAGAACAUACCUGAUGUUGAGGACCUAUUAUCCGUGUGUGCUGGACUGGUCGUCGUUGACCAAGAAAGUGCUGUCAUCCGUCUUGUGCAUUACACUACCCAAGAAUACUUUGAACGUAUCCGAGAUGCAUGGAAUCCAAGCGCUCAACUACAUCUGGCCUCGACAUGUCUCACGUACCUAUCAUUUAGCGUAUUUAGAACUGGGAACUGCUCCUCUGACGAAGAAUUUGAAGAGAGACUUCAAGAAAGCCAAUUGUUAGAAUAUGCUGCCAAGCACUGGGGAGAGCAUGCGUUAACAGUAGAAGCAGAACAUGGACAUCACAGAAUGGUGAAACUACUGCUCGACAAGGGCGCCGACGUUAACGCCCAGGGUGGAGAGUACGGCAACGCACUCCAUGCGGCUUCAGUUGCAGGCCACGAGGCAAUAGUGAAGCUACUGCUCAAUAAGGGCGCCAACGUCAACGUUGAGUGCCCAAGGUUUAAGGCUGCGCACCCCAAACCUUAG